AUGAAUUUGGUAGUUUUGGUGGUCGCUUUGGCGUCUGUUGCGUGCGUGGUGGCUUUGCCGGUGAAAAAUGACGACCUUGCUUGGAUGAACAGUGGCAAAUUCGAAGGCGACAUGGUGCUGAACCAAGAGCAAAUGAUGGCAGUCUUGGGUCUUGGCCCCAGAAACGGCCUCAUCGACAAGAAGUACCGAUGGCCCUUGAAGCAUGUACCCUAUGCCAUCAUACCAGGAUACUUUAAUAAAGAACAAGAAGACUACAUCCACAAAGCCGUUGCCGAGUUCAAUAAAAUCUCCUGCGUGAUUGUUAGGCCUAAAAACAGCUCUGACACCAAAUACGUCCAGGUUACGGGUAAGACCACAGGUUGCCACUCCAGUGUCGGUUUCCAAAACGGCAUCCAAACCUUAAAUCUGGCCCCAGACGCCAUCGAAAAGGGUUGUUUCCGAAAGGCGACGAUUCAGCACGAAUUCCUGCACGCCAUCGGCUUCUACCACCAGCAAUCGACCUACGACAGGGACGACUACGUCACCAUUAUGUGGGAAAACAUUCAAGACAACCAUCAGCACAAUUUCAACAAAUAUGCUGCAACCACCGUCCAAGAUUUUGGUGUAAGUUAUGAUUACUCGAGUGUGAUGCAUUACUCGGCUUAUGGGUUCUCGAAGAAUGGACAAAAGACCAUAGUGACCAAGGAUCCAGCAAUGUCAGAAGUCAUCGGCCAAAGAGUGAAGUUGAGCGAUAAGGAUAUCUUGAAACUUAACGCUAUGUAUUGCAAGGGAUGA
Messenger RNA from Ctenocephalides felis (cat flea), 774 nucleotides. RefSeq names its product zinc metalloproteinase nas-8-like. The transcript is spliced from 6 exons. The record is from RefSeq and is a predicted model, not a curated record. Gene Ontology annotation, molecular function: zinc ion binding; metalloendopeptidase activity. NCBI's taxonomy places the organism in Eukaryota, Metazoa, Arthropoda, Insecta, Siphonaptera, Pulicidae. The coding region runs from base 1 to 774 and encodes 257 amino acids. Gene Ontology annotation, biological process: proteolysis.